Messenger RNA from Suncus etruscus (white-toothed pygmy shrew), 1442 nucleotides. RefSeq names its product cellular repressor of E1A stimulated genes 2 (gene CREG2). Bases 316 to 1140 code for a protein of 274 amino acids. The transcript has 4 exons. NCBI's taxonomy places the organism in Eukaryota, Metazoa, Chordata, Mammalia, Eulipotyphla, Soricidae. The record is from RefSeq and is a predicted model, not a curated record.
UUUUUGUGUCUACGGAGGGGUGGAGGAGAGCUGGAGGGACUGGACCCAAAGAAGCGUCCGCCGAAUGUGGGUCGAAAGGCUCUGUCUGCAGAAACUGGGCAGGCGGCUGGAGCUACCCCUGAUCCUUCCGGGAACCCCAAGUUCCCCGUAAAGUGUGUGGCGGCAUCCCGGGAGAUUUGGGGGCUCGCGCCACGGAAUCCUGCGGCGGUCAGAGGCGCGUGGGCCUUUCUUCAUUUGCCGCGCGGGGGCACUGCAGUCUCUCCGUCCGCGGCGCGCUGCUGGCGGUCCCCGAGGCUGGGCUGGCCGCCUUGCAAGAUGUCUGGGCCGGGGACCCGUCUCUCCUGGCUGCUCUGCUGCGGCGCCCUCCUGGCUCCAGCCGCGGGGUACGUGAUCGUCAGCUCGGUGUCCUGGGCCGUCACCAACGAGGUGGACGAGGACCUGGACAGCGCUUCCACCGAGGAGGCACUGCCCGCGCUGCUGGAAGACCCGGGCAGCAUCUGGCAGCGGCGCUUCCCGGCCUCGGCACACAAGGAGGACGCGCACCUGCCCCCCCGGGCCAGCGCCGCCCGCGCCCGGCCGCGCUCCGCGCCCCCAGGGAUGUUCUCCUAUGCGCGCGACAGCGCUCCCCGACCGCGCCCGGGUACCGCGCGCUCCCUGGCCCAUGCCAGCUCCUGGGGCUGCCUUGCCACCGUCUCUGCGCUCCACCAGAUGCCAGGACUGCCUUUUGGGAGUUGCCUGUCUGUGAGUGAUGGUCCCUUGAACAACAGCACUGGUGUUCCUUUCUUCUACGUGACACUCAAGGACCCUGCAGUGGCUGACUUGAUGAAGAGCCCCGUAGCUUCACUGCUACUGCCAGAAUCAGAAGGAGAAUUCUGCAGAAAAACUAUUGUUGACCCAGAAGACCCUCGGUGUGCCCGGUUGACACUGACUGGCCAGAUGGUUGCUGUACCACCUGAAGAAAUAGAAUUUGCCAAGCAAGCUAUGUUUUCAAGACACCCCGUGAUGAGGAAGUGGCCUCGGCAGUAUGAGUGGUUCUUCAUGAAGAUGCGAGUUGAGCAUGUCUGGCUUCAGAGCUGGUAUGGAGAAGUGUCUGACGUUCCAAGGGAGGAAUAUUUCAAAGCUGUUCCCAGAAAAGCCUGACGGAGGGAGAAGAAAGUCAUUCAUAUUUAUAGAAAGGUUUUCUGUGUGGUAGCCAGGCAGCUCUUGCCUGCAGCAUACAUAUUCUGGGGUUCAAGAGGCUCAACAUCUUGGCAGCACAGGAGAGAGGGUGACCCAAGAGCCCUGUGCAACCAGGAGAUAAGUGGUGGGUCACGUACCCCCAUUCACACAGGUCCUUCACACACAAUCUCUCUGCCCUGCCAGACCUCCAAUCUAAACUCAUCUGUUGGUUGCCAGAGUUAAGACAGUUACUGUUUUGUUUUUCAAAACAAACAAACAAACAA